GCCAUGCGUAAGUAUCAACGAUGACAACAGCACGUGAAAUACCGCGAGCUGUUCGCCGACUUCUUGACCAUAAUAUUGAGCUUAUCGAGUGGGGCGAUCAGGUGCUUGAAUCUUUUGGGUAUCCGUCUGUAACAAGCGUCUUUGCUUUCGCUGUCAACGACUCGACCAUUGGCCUCGCCUGCCACAUUCUUCUGGAAGCAGGGUUUUGCUGCGUGGAACCGAGCCUCUCUCUCCGAUGUCUCGGUGUUUUUGGCACUGCAGGGCAUCUUUUUGUGAGUUCAGACGACAAAACCAGGUCGCCAACACUAUUACAAAUUCUUCCACAAUCGCUUGUACACCUUCAAACUAAGGAUACGGAAUUGUCCGAAUUCUGGGUGAAUCUCGACCUGAAAGUUCAUCGACCAAAACUAGCUGAACUCUGUAUCGCCCUUGUGCGAUGCUUGAAGGAUUAUCAGAUAGGAUCAUUAGAUAGGUUGGAGCCAGAACGCCAUCUCGCGACUCUAAUUGCUGCUGGAAUUUACAAAGAGAGGUCAUUUGGUAAAAUAUGGGUUCCUGAGGAAGAGUUGGAAUCAGAGUCAGACUUCCAAGCUCGAAAAUCCAUCGCUAUCGAGGAAAUUGCUGGUUGGACCUUGAGAAAAGAUAUUGAGCAGUAUCGGAAGGAUCUGAUCGAUAUUGUGGUCAACCCUAAUCACCCUUUGUCAGAUAUUGUCCUCCGGUAAAGUCAUACAAUAGACUACCCCAAAAGGGGCAUCCAUAUUGAUUUGGCAGUGGCCAUGGAUGAACCCUUUUCACAGCCGAGCGUGAGGCUGCGAAAAUGGUGAGAAGAUCUAUCUUGAUGGGGAUAGAAACUCAGGCUGCACGAGGAUGUUCAAGACUUCGGCUGGAUCACUUGGAUGAACAUGCUGGGAAACAACGAAGAGCAUGCUGGCGUGACGAGUAUCUGAAGCCACAUCGGAUUUCUCAAGAGAUCUUAGAGUACGUCACUUUUUCACUCUUAAAAUUGCCCCAAAAAGUCAAGGCUGUAAACAGAUCAUUGAAUGCAACGAAGCAACGCUGUCAGCAGCGAGCGAGAG
Molecule: messenger RNA, 1073 nt
Organism: Pseudovirgaria hyperparasitica
Lineage: Eukaryota; Fungi; Ascomycota; Dothideomycetes; Acrospermales; Acrospermaceae
Exons: 2
Coding region: 21-719 (232 amino acids)
Source: RefSeq, a predicted model, not a curated record